Molecule: messenger RNA, 1317 nt
Organism: Plectropomus leopardus (leopard coralgrouper)
Lineage: Eukaryota; Metazoa; Chordata; Actinopteri; Perciformes; Serranidae
Gene: ccr7
Product: chemokine (C-C motif) receptor 7
Biological process (GO): calcium-mediated signaling; immune response; G protein-coupled receptor signaling pathway
Cellular component (GO): external side of plasma membrane; membrane
Molecular function (GO): chemokine (C-C motif) ligand 21 binding; chemokine (C-C motif) ligand 19 binding; C-C motif chemokine 19 receptor activity
Source: RefSeq, a predicted model, not a curated record
ACCAUCAAACAGACACUCACUCAUCUUUGUUAGUGGCUUUAUCGACAGCGUGCUAUUCUCAGCCAACAUGACCUAUGUCAGCGAUCUUCAAAACCUUCUGCCUUCUGUGCUGCUGAUAUGGUUGAUGAACUUUAUGUCUUGCCUGUCUGAGGGUGAUUUAAAUACAACCAAUGCGGGCUAUUACAUGGCUAACGAGAGCUACAGCGACUACAGCUUCACUUGGGAUUAUGACGGCUAUCCUGAGCUCUGUGUGAAAGAAUCCAACCGCCAGUUCCGCCGCUGGUUCAUGCCCACUUUCUACUCCGUCAUCUGCUUCCUGGGGCUGACAGGGAACCUCCUGGUCAUCCUUACUUUCUUCUACUUCAAGCGUCUCAAGACCAUGACAGAUGUGUUCCUGCUCAACCUGUCCUUUGCAGACCUGCUCUUUGCUCUGUCGCUCCCCUUUUGGGCAGCCAACUCAAUGACAGAAUGGCUACUGGGCCUGCUGGUGUGCAAAGUCAUACACACGAUUUACAAGGUCAGCUUCUACAGCAGCAUGUUCAUUCUUUCCUUCAUCAGUGUGGAACGCUACUUCGUCAUCGCCAAGGCCGUAUCCGCUCACCGCUACCGCACCCAAGCAGUGUUUCUCAGCAAAGUGUCAUCGGCGGUCAUCUGGGUGAUGGCACUACUCUUCUCCAUACCAGAAAUGAGGUACACCACGAUCAAUAACCGCACCUGCACCCCUUACUCCAGCAGUUCUGAUAAGCUCCGCAUCAGCAUCCAGGCGAGCCAGAUUGUUUUGGCUUUUGCCCUCCCGCUCCUGGUCAUGAGCGUCUGCUACAGCAGCAUUGUCCAAAAACUCUACCAGGCUCGUGGCUUUGAACGGAAUAAGGCCAUCAAGGUGAUUCUCGCUGUGGUGGCCGUCUUCCUCAUCUGCCAAGUGCCUUAUAACCUGGUGUUAUUCUUAAACACAGUUGUCACAGCAAAAGGAGGAAGCUUAGACUGCAACUUCGAGAACAGACUCCUUUAUGCCGAGGAUGUCACCCAGUGCCUGGCUUUCCUGCGGUGUUGCCUGAACCCCUUCGUCUAUGCCUUUAUCGGUGUGAAGUUUCGUAACGACGUCUUAAAGCUACUGAAGAAAUUGGGUUGCAUGAGCCAGGAGAGGUUCUUCAAGUAUACCUGCGACAGGAGGAGGAGCUCAGGCGCCACCGACACAGAGACCACCACCACAUUCUCUCCUUAAAGCCGUUUCAAUGUGGAAAAUUACCUUUUCACGCCUGCAGACCACGCAGUGGAUUGUUGAACAUUAAAAUAAAAGUUAAAUUAAAAAAAAAAAAA